CCCAACCUAGGCUUAAGUACUAUUAUUAUCCGUCAAGGCUAGCUGGCUGGUCCCCACAGAAACAAACGACGAAAGGAAACAAGGACAACGGCGAUCAAAUCAGAUAAAAACAAUGAAGAAGCCCUGGGGCGCCUCAUCCCUACUACUGGCAGGGCUGGCCGUCGGCGUGCUUGGGGGCGAGGUGAUCAAGGAGAUCCGGCGGGACUUGCAGACGACGAUAUUCGUACGACAGCAGUCGUCGGCGAACUUCCAGCAGUUCAACGGGUCACUGGGUGACCAAGAUGCAGCGCAGAUUGUGCUGAACGACGGCAGCGACAGCGACAAAAGGCCGUUUAAAUCCGUAGGCGGACGACAUGACCAAGAGACCUACUCCAGCUUCAAUGACGCCGUGAACAAAGUCUGCUCCGACCAACACAACGACUGCGCCGACCUCUCCAACAAGGGCGGCGCCGACUUCAAGGUCGGGGACUGUGACAAGCAGCAGGAGCAAUGCCAGUCCGCCAACACACCCACGGAUCAGAAUGACCAAUUUCUGUACUUUUGCGACGACAACUAAGAAAGAGCUGCCAUCUACCUCCCUACCAUUUCCAUUUAUGUAUACCGAAACACUUUCUUUUCUUCUUCUUUUCUUUUUUUUUUUUUUUUAGGUUCGGCGUUGCCAACACCUCCCUUUUACCGUGGCGCUGGGGGUUAAGGGGUUAAGCGGCUGGGGAGG
This is a messenger RNA of Hypoxylon fragiforme, 715 nucleotides long. RefSeq lists its product as uncharacterized. Lineage: Eukaryota; Fungi; Ascomycota; Sordariomycetes; Xylariales; Hypoxylaceae. The coding region runs from base 113 to 556 and encodes 147 amino acids. The record is from RefSeq and is a predicted model, not a curated record. The transcript is spliced from 5 exons.